Molecule: messenger RNA, 210 nt
Organism: Penicillium daleae
Lineage: Eukaryota; Fungi; Ascomycota; Eurotiomycetes; Eurotiales; Aspergillaceae
Exons: 2
Coding region: 1-210 (69 amino acids)
Source: RefSeq, a predicted model, not a curated record
AUGCUAAAGUUCCUGGAAGAGUGCCAUGCUUACAGUGACUACAUGGAGCAAAUGAGGUCCGGCGAUCUCAUCCUCCCUCCGUUUGACCAGACUAUCGUCCAUGAAACGAACGACCUCCGGAUGCACGUCAGCAAGUGCCACACUGUGCCAGUCGCGGUUGACAUGAGCAUCCGCAUGACUCGCGCGCUCGAGGACCAUAUCUUCCUUUAG